UCACAGGUUCUGAGAUCAAAAUCUUCAAGUUCAAACCAUUUCCUUAUAAUGCUACAGUCAAAAUGUUGUCCUCGGGUCCUGGAUAUCAAGCAACAUCUGUCAGCGCAUGCGCAACACUGUGCUCUAAGUACGUUCAAGACUGUUACAGUUUCACUUACAACCGGAAGUCAAAGCUCUGUACUCCAGGUUCUCGUCUGAUUUCGUCUGCUACACUGUUUAACUCAACACUUGGAAGACUGUACUAUGUACCUGGAAAGUACUGUGAUACUAGCAAAGUCAACUUCACUAUAGCAACCAAUGGUAGUGUCAGCACGUGCUUGUGGCUCUCAGACAUAUUGGCCACUUAUAAUGAUUCCUUAUACAAAUGUCAAGAUUUAGGCUCAAACCUCUUCACAAUUAAAGUACCUGAGAAACUUAACAUUUUGUUAAACGCUGUCAAAACUUUCAAUGUUGAAUAUUGGAUUGGUCUGAAUGACCGGGACCAAGAAGGAGUCUUUAGAUGGGUGGACGACGGCUCUGUCUGGACUAAAAGCUUUCCUUUAUUUGCUCCAUAUCAACCCGAUAAUAUGCUAGGAGAGGACUGCAUACAGUAUCAUCCCAUUUUUUAUCCCAUCAAUGAUUAUCUUUGCAGUCAUGAAUCAAGAUUUAUCUGUGAAAUGAAUUUAAUUGGCUGACGUUUGCACAUUUUUUUACGUAUAUAUGAGUCUGAGUUAGCUAUUGGCUAAAUUACGAUUUUACAGACACUAGUGUCCAGUCAAAAGAAUAUAAUGAAUGAAGUUAGUGGUGGCACGUAGAUGAAGUUUGAAUUUAUCAUUAAUUUACAAAAUUAUUUGUAUUAUGGUAUUUACUCUAAUGUAAAGGGUAUUUUUUAGUCCACCUUUUCAUUAGUUUUCUGCUUGUAGUUUCCUAUAGUUGAUAAGCUUAAGAAUAAUCCCAAGCUGUCCAAUCAACAAUAAAGUCGGACUGAGGCGGAAAUUCUACAACAGUACUUUAUUCUAAUGUGGAUUACAGGGAUUACUUAAACUUAAAGUAGAAUGUCAAUUACCCGGAUUUAUUAGGAACGGAGUCUGUCCGAAUAAUCCAUCGUCUGGAUAAACGAAUGCGGAUAACUGAUAUCUGGAUAAAC
Biomphalaria glabrata is the source of this 1126-nucleotide messenger RNA. Its product is annotated as CD209 antigen-like protein 2. The transcript has 4 exons. The record is from RefSeq and is a predicted model, not a curated record. The coding region runs from base 63 to 674 and encodes 203 amino acids. NCBI's taxonomy places the organism in Eukaryota, Metazoa, Mollusca, Gastropoda, Planorbidae.